UGUGUCUGUUUUGGGUUUAAACAGUGUUUAGUGCUGAGUUCUCGUUGUUGUCUAUAGUGAUGUUGGGGUGAAGACUCAAAGGUAGCUUUUGAGCCGGUGGGGUCGAAGCAGAAGAAAAAGGGGGUAAAGUGUGAGGGGAGAGGAGUCUGUAGUGGGCGGAGAGGUUUAAGGUUGGUGCUGAAGUUUGGCCGCAGGCGAAAACGAAACUGCCUGACGGAGAUAGAGAAAGCGGGGCUGAACGGCUGAAGCGCGGAGAUCCCACUGUGGGGAAAUAAGUAAAAGACAGGAUGGUAGAAGAGGAGAACCAUUACGGAAAGCAUGGUGAGCCCAGAAAAUAUGACCCCGACUUCAAAGGACCCAUUCAAAACAGAGGCUGCACAGACAUUAUUUGCUGUAUCCUUUUCAUCAUAGCCAUAGUUGGCUAUGUUGCUGUGGGAAUACUUGCAUGGUCUCAGGGUGACCCCAGGAAGGUGAUCUAUCCCACAAACAGCAGAGGGGAGUUCUGUGGGCAAGUUGGAACUUCUCUGGAAAAGAAACCCUUCCUGUUCUACUUCAACAUCCUGAAAUGUGCCAAUCCGAUAGUCCUCGUGCAGUUUCAGUGUCCUACCACACAGCUAUGUGUGGAGCAGUGCCCUGAUCGCUCCAUGAGUCUAUUAAAUGCCGUAAUGAAAUCUGAGGACUUCAGUUACUACAAGACGUUCUGUAAAGAGGGUGUGACCCACGACAUGACGGCCCAGGUAAUCCUGAAAAACCAACUUUGUCCUGCAGUGCUCAUCGCUAGCAAACCAUUCACACGUAGGUGUUUCCCAGCUCUGGGCCUGAAGGGGGGUGAGAUCACUGUAGGAAAUCAGACCACGUUUGAUGAUGGAGUAAGCAACAACAGAAAGGCCAGUGAUCUCUUGCCUGCAGUAAGGAAUGCCACAAUAGUAAUUGAGACUCGUCUGGUGGUCAUGAAGAUCUUUGAGGAUUACACACAGUCAUGGUAUUGGAUUGUCAUCGGUCUGGUAAUAGCAACUGUCCUGAGUCUGAUCUUCAUCGUGCUGCUGAGGUUCCUGGCUGGUAUUAUGGUCUGGGUCAUGAUUAUCAUGGUUGUCCUCGUCAUCGGAUACGGUAUCAUCCACUGCAGUGUGGAGUAUGUUCAUCUGAAGAACUCACCUGGUGCAAACAUCACCCUCAGGGAACUGGGCUUCCAGAUGGACUUGAACGUGUACCUUCACAUCAGACAGACCUGGCUGGCCUUCAUAAUCAUUCUGGCCAUAGUGGAGUUGGUGAUCAUCCUGCUGCUCAUCUUCCUCAGAAACAGGAUCAGAAUCGCCAUUGCUCUCAUCAAAGAGGCAAGCAGGGCCAUCGGUCAUGUGAUGUCAUCCCUGUUUUAUCCCCUGUUUACCUUCGCUCUCCUGGCUGUUGUCAUUGCAUACUGGGCCAUCACAGCUGUCUUCCUCUCCACUUCUAAUGAACCUGUGUACAAAGUGUUCAAUGAAGGCAACAUGGAGUGCUAUCAUUCAAACAAAACCUGCUACCCUGAGAACUAUACGGAUUCUAACAUGAAAAAAGACUGCCCAGAGUCCCAGUGCCUUUUUGCUUUCUAUGGUGGAGAAUCGCACUACCACAAGUACCUAAUCUUCCUUCAGUUCUACAAUGUCUUCCUCUUCUUCUGGUGUGCCAACUUCGUGACUGCCUUGGGCCAAAUGACCCUUGCGGGAGCCUUUGCCUCGUACUACUGGGCUUUCGAGAAGCCUCGUGAUAUGCCAGCCUUCCCUGUCUUUGCUUCUUUUGGCAGAGCUCUCAGGUUUCACACAGGUACUCUUGCAUUCGGCUCUCUCAUCUUGUCAAUCAUCCAAGUGAUCAGGGUUUUGCUGGAGUAUCUGGACCACAAACUCAAAGGAGCAGAGAACAAAUUUGCCAAGUUUCUGCUCUGCUGCCUCAAGUGCUGCUUCUGGUGCCUGGAGAAGUUCAUCAAGUUCCUCAACAGGAAUGCUUACAUCAUGUGUGCCAUUUAUGGUAAAAACUUCUGCACUUCUGCCCGAGAUGCCUUCUUCCUGUUGAUGAGAAAUGUGAUCAGGGUGGCCGUCCUGGAUAAAGUCACAGACUUCUUGUUGUUCUUAGGAAAACUCCUUGUUGUGGGGGUUGUGGGAAUCAUUUCCUUCUUCUUCUUCUCUGGGAGAGCAAAAGGGGUGGAUAUUGUGCCCAAUCUGCACUACUACUGGGUGCCCAUUCUGACUAUUGUCGUGGGCUCUUACCUUAUAGCACACGGCUUCUUCAGUGUGUAUGCCAUGUGUGUGGACACACUCUUCCUCUGCUUCUGCGAGGACUUGGAGCGCAACGAUGGCUCAGCGGCCCGGCCGUUUUACAUGUCCACCACGCUGUGCGAAAUUCUUUCCAAGAGCACGGAGGAGCCCAUGGCCCAUUCUCCAUCUUCACCUCAGGACGAGGAGGUCCCACUGAAAAUGCGAAAGGACUCCAAGGAAUGAGGCUGGAACACAUUAGUGUUAAGCAGACAAAGAUUAAUCACUUUGAAUACUUUGAUUCUUGUACAAAGGCAGUAGCUGAUAAAGGAGGUAUAUUGUAAUGAUAAAUUGUUUGUAAAAAAAAAAAAGCACCGUAAUGAUAUACAAUGUCAGUAAUAGUCAAUACAUCAUGCCUACCCUUAUUGUUUAAACAUUUCUUAAUGAAGUAAUUGUCCACUGCGUUUAAAGAAUGAGAUUGGUGUUAGUCCAUCACAGUGGCAUCCAGUCAGUGGCAAGCAUUUAUAUUAUGACUAUGGCAAAAUCAGGUAUUGGAUACAAUUCCAUACUGUGGUAUGUGCUAUUCCCAGUAAGUUGCUCAGUAUAUUGGUGUCUACAACAUAGAGACCUAUAAGCUAAAAAAAAUUGAGGGUGCUUGGUUUAAAUGCAUCCAUUUGGGACAGGCUCUGCAUGCAUGGCACCUGGCAUAUUGGUCGAUCGUGGUGGUGUGUGUGGUUUUUUAAAUUUAUUUAUUUAUUUAUUUAUUUUUAAAUGAGCUAAUUUGCUUAGCUAUAAUAUCUGAAUUCGGAUUGCAAGGUGAAUUAAUAAAUUCAGAUUACAAGCUACAUUAAUAAGCUAAUGCAUUUUACUUGCAUUUAAAUACCACUUUUUUCGCCGUCUUUGUUAGACAGCUAUAAACAAACCACUUCAAUAUGUUUGGUCCUCAUCUGUAUCUCAAAGAAAUGUGGGUAUUAGGUCACUUAUGAGUCUACAUCGCUGCGGUUCUUGCGGGAACCUGUGGCAAGCAAAAUCAGAAAUGCUGAGUGUACCAUUUGGAGCUGGGCUUGAAAGUUUAGGUCAGGGGUGUCAGAAUAGGUUCCUUCUGGGUCACACUUGUGGGCACUUUCUUGUCGUUUCCUUUAUGGAAAUGAAGAGGGACAAGAGCAGUAACCAUAUUGAACAUACCUGAGACAGUAAGGAAUCUCAUGCUGUUUCUUGUUUCAUCUUGCACCAGGGCCCUAGCUAGCUAUCUUAGCAGGUUACCUUUAAGGCUCUGUAUGGUUUAAAAAUGUUUUUAAAAAAUUGCCUUCUUCCACAGAUGAUGUAAACCUGUUUCAGUCGAAAGCCUUUCCUCCAAAUCCACAGUCCUCCAAGUCAACAGUUGUAUAUAAAACCAAAUAUUUUCAUGAUUAUGUACAAACUUAUGUACUGUUGCUAUUUGCACAUUUUAAAAUUGACCAAAUCAGUGGGAUACAGUGCUUUAGGCAAAAGAUGUUGUGCCACCAGUGCGAUGCCAAUGUGAAACACCUAACUUGUCCUUUAAAUGGCAGGAAAUGCUCAUAAAAGCAUUGCUUGGAAGUGUGAAUGCAAGUUCUACAGCUAGAAUUCAGGUUUAAAUCUCAGCUGUACCAUAUGGUGUUUGCAGGUGUAUCUGUAUGCCACUAGUUAGUAGUUUGAAAUGUUUGUUACUGUUGUCUGUUGAAGAAAAAAAUUUACAGGUUACUUUGCUAACACAUAUACAUUACAAGGGAUUUUACUAGCGUAAGUAUCUCUCUAAUGUUCAUAGCAAUAUGCCGGUAAGCUGAUACUCAGGCUAGUUUUUGCUGAAUCUGUAAGCCAUUUUCUAGACAGUAGCACUACAGCCAAAGUUUUUGUUUAGGUUUUUUAAUUCUGAAUGUCAUAGGCUGAAAGGUUCCACUAACAGAGUAAUUCAUGCCUCAUUAAUUCAUAUGCUGUUUAAUUACACAUAAUUUGAUGCUAUUUUGUGUUGUUUUUGGACAAAUCAAACAAAGCUCACUUUUACUUUUGAAGCGUACUGCUGCACUUUUUCCAAACAACAAGCCUUAUUACUGUGCCUGAGCCCAGUAAAAAACCUCUUUGCCUUGAAAUGCAUGGACUAUUUGUGUCCUACUUUACCAUCGAUACGUCCUUUUGAGACUUUUCUUCCUUCCUCUUUUCUCUCUCUGUGUUUGGAGUGGUGCUUUUAAACGUAUAUUAAAAACUCUUCCUGUUA
Messenger RNA from Colossoma macropomum (tambaqui), 4458 nucleotides. RefSeq names its product choline transporter-like protein 2. The coding region runs from base 288 to 2471 and encodes 727 amino acids. Gene Ontology annotation, cellular component: membrane. Gene Ontology annotation, biological process: transmembrane transport; choline transport. NCBI's taxonomy places the organism in Eukaryota, Metazoa, Chordata, Actinopteri, Characiformes, Serrasalmidae. The transcript has 22 exons. Gene Ontology annotation, molecular function: choline transmembrane transporter activity. The record is from RefSeq and is a predicted model, not a curated record.